Molecule: messenger RNA, 2743 nt
Organism: Rhopalosiphum padi (bird cherry-oat aphid)
Lineage: Eukaryota; Metazoa; Arthropoda; Insecta; Hemiptera; Aphididae
Product: myb-like protein AA
Exons: 3
Coding region: 52-1374 (440 amino acids)
Biological process (GO): negative regulation of translation; oogenesis
Cellular component (GO): perinuclear region of cytoplasm
Molecular function (GO): zinc ion binding; mRNA binding
Source: RefSeq, a predicted model, not a curated record
CGUAGUCGUUGUGCUAACCGUUGUUAUCGUCGUCCAUCGUCGCCGAACGUCAUGAGCGAUAUUAAUUUAUCUAUAAAUUCGUCGUCAGACAGUAGUGAUAUUAGUUUUCAGUCGAAUCAGUCGAUCGACAACGACGACAACGACUCACUGGCAGUAGUGACCCAAAGUUAUUGCGGAAAUUCCAUCAUCGUUGCUCCCAUCUUACCACAGUCCAGGUGUAUUAAUCAAAACAACCAAAGAUCAUUAACAUGGAAUAUAUCGUUGACUGAUGAACAAGAUGAAAUAUCUGAAAACUUUUUAAGGAUGUAUAAUGAACCAAUAACAGUUGCUGAAAAAUUUGGUCCAGCUAUUUUAACGGUUCCCGAGAACAUAAGAAAACAAGCUGAUGAAUUAUUCAAACCUUCGGAAAUCAAUCCAAACGAAAUAUUUGAUUGGGUAAAUACCAAAGUCUCGUGUAUUCUUUCAUCUAGCUAUCAACAAUACCUUAAGUCUAUUCCUCUAAACGUGAUGGAGAAGAGAGAAAGACACGUGCUGUACCCUUGGACGCAGUGGAACACAUCGACCGGCACGCAACGCCGUCCGUCGCUCAACACAGCAGCCGUGGCAUCACCGGCGGCGUCCGACCGUUCCAUGUCAUCGUCGUCUUCAUCGUCAGUGAACGCCCACGCGGUGUACGGCAAAUCACCAAACAACAACAACAACAAUUGCAGCAGUAGUAGCAACAGUAGCAACAACAACAACUCAUUUGGUUACUGGAGCGGCGGCGUCGGUGCGACGGUAGCGGCGGCGUCGGCGACAGCUGAUUGCACGUUGUCGUCUUCGUCGGCCAGUGAACUGAGCUUUUCGCAUUGGGCGGCCGUCGACGCUACGUCGUCACCGCAACAACAGCAGCAUCAGCAGCAGUACCAUUACUACCAAAACCCAUACCACCACCACCACCGCCAACAACAACAACAACAACAACAACAACAACAACAACAACAACAACAACAACAACAGCCGGUCACGGGCUGGACACCGGUGGCGGUCCAAUCGUCACCGUCUGACUGCGGCCGGUCAGUGUCAUCGGCCGAGUUCGUUCAGCACAACGCCGCGGACGGCCGCUCGGCAUCGCCAACGGUCCGCUGGCCGUCGCGUCUGUUCUACUGCGUGAACACCGACAACAACACGAUCAACAAGUUGGUUGAGCACUAUUGCACGUUCUGCUACAAGAACCACGAACCGCCCGAGGUGUACGGUGGCCACCUGGUCCGGGACGACACGCGCACCACUUGUCCCAAGCUCAGGGCGCUCCGGUGCAAGCACUGCAACGGCACCGGCGACAACGCGCACACCAUCAAAUACUGUCCGUUUUUGUAUUCGAACUACAGUUGAUGGAUGGCCGGCGAUCGUGUUGUGUAGACGUCAUGCGCGAUCGAUCGAUUUCGCUGGACGUUUUGUUGGACGGGUGGGUGGCUGGUUAGCGGGUGGGAUGGGGUCUGAGGGUUAUCGAGUGAUCGUUUUUUCGUGUCGAUCUUGAUUUUUUUUCGUUUUGUAUAUAUCAUAUAAAUGUGUAAGUACUCGAAUUUACCGUUAUUUAGCCAUUGCAUGUGUGUUAUUAUCAUAAUAAUAAUGUUAGUGAUCAUUAUUAUUUUUUUAAAAUUUUUUUAUCUAUAUCUUUCGCACUCAUUCGCGAGUUAAUAACAAUUAUAUCGACACUCUCGAACGAGCUGAUAAGAUAAGUACGAUUUUAUGAGUUUACAAUGACCGUCACCGUUCGUUUAUCAUCAUAAUACAAGUCUACAAUAUGCUUGAUGUUAUAUUAUAUUUAGCAGUCGGUUGAUAAUAAUAAUGUAAUGUUACGCUUGUUCGUUGUUGCAAUAUGCGUCGUGCGUGUAGCGUGCACACACCGUGCACCUCGCGACGGCCGUUCUUGUCACAAUUCCGCCGUCCCUAUGUAAACUUUACACGGCAAUACCUUCCUAAAUUUUUACACUAUUAUAACGAUAACGACCGGUGUGGGUCUAGACUUUAACUGUACAGAGAAGAUAAAAAUAAAAUCCAGAACUUUCUUACGAUGUUGAUGUGUAGUUGCUUUUCUAUGGUUUGUUAUAUUAUUCUUUUUGUUAUGCAUUAUUCGUUACGGUAAACUUUUCUUUAUUCGGAGUCGUUAUUAUUAAUUUUAUUUUUUUAUCAUUAUUAUUAAUAUUUAAUAUUAUAUUUCACGGACGUUAGACACGCAUGCUAAAAUUAUUCAUGUUGGUAUUCUAAAAAUUAAAAACCAUUCAGAGUUUGUUUUGUUUUUUUAAUCGUUGGAUGAAAUAUUUUUUACAUCGGCAUAUUAUAAAAUAUAGUUUAUUAUUUAUUUUGGCUAUAACGUUGUUUUGAGUUGAAUAGGUUCUGUGACGCCUCGUUAAUAUAAUUUAUAUAAAUUACCACUUAUUAAUGUUAAAAAUUUAUUAUAUUUCGUGUAUUGCGUAUGUUAAUAUUGUAUAGUGCAACUCAAAAAUAUCAAUCCGUGUAUUUUGUGACUCAUCGUUAACACAUAUCAUACACUGUUCCAAUAUAGGUAUUCAAAUUUAGCUAUAUUUUUAAUAUUGUAAAUAUUGUUAUUUUAAAAAUAUGCAGAUAAAUGUACUGUAUUAAAUGUAUAUAUAAUAUUGUAAUUUGUUUGAUGUACUCGUAAUUAUGUGAUAUUAUUUUGUCUUGAAAAAAAUAACUAUAAUUCUAAGGUAAUAGUUUUUCAAUAUCUUAUAACAAAUCA